UCCUCUGAAAAGAAAAACAGAGCAAUUCUCUCUUUCGAUUGAAUCCAAAAAAGAUGAGCAACUUGAAGAAUGCGUUUGCUGAAGAAUCUGAUGAUUACUCACCAGCAGUCAUCAUGCGUACGAGCGUGGAAGAAGGUACGUGCGUACAGAUCUUAUAUAUCCUCUUCCUUGGUGUAAAUAUCGUUAACUCGCGUCUUUCUUUUGAAGCUCCACAUCCGGUGGAGGCGGAGGAAGCUGUCGCCGUCGUGAUGGCUCCAAAUCGUGUGGAGGCGGAGGAAGCUGUCGCCGGUAAGAUCUCUCUCUCUCUCUCUCUCUCUAGAAAACUAAUCUCUCUCUCUCUCUCUUUUUGUGCAGCGGUCGUCGCUCCAGUCGUCGCUCCAGUCGCCGCUCUUGAGGUGGUGGCUCAGCCGUGGAUACUUGCAUUAGGGGAGGUUGACCCGGCUCUCCUUGCUCGUGCCCUUGGAGUAAAGGUGCCCCACCGAAGACAGAGUCAACGUCUGCAGAACCGUUCGGCUCACGAGAGAGCCAAGUCUCGUAGAGCACGGAUGUCUCUCGAGAAAUACUUUCUGGAGGUGAUUGAGGCUGCGGCAGAAAUGGGGAAACAGGGAGGAGAUGGAGGCGGGGGCGACGGCGGAGAUGGAAGCGGGGACGACGGCGGAGUUGGAAGCGGGGACGACGGCGGAGAUGGAGGCGGGGACGAUGGCGUCCUCGGUUGAUCGAAUAUCGUUUGUUUUACCAAUCUCAUGGCGUCGUUUUUCUUAAGACUUUGGAAUACUAGCAUGCAUUCACUUGUUUUAAUAAUACGCCAUUAAUAUUUCCCUUUUUAAGACUUUGGAAUCAAUACGAAUUGCAUUACCGUCAAUGAUUUAGGUUUGCACUGUUGUAGAUAGCGUAUUACUUGCGCUACAAGAAACAUCAACAGAGAAAAGUUUUGUUUACGACGAUUUAUUAGGAGAAUGGUGCAUGGAUGUUUUUGUCUAUCCAAUAUGUUGGGCAAUGGAAAGUCUAUCCAAUACCCACCAAAAAUGUCAUCUUUAGCAUCCUUUUUUUUUUUUAAAAAAAAUCUGUUUAUAGUAUAUUCUUCCAAAUAUUUAUGACAAGUUUUCAAAUUAAUAAAAUAGAAUAAAAUUUGAAAAUUCUAUUCGUUAGUUUUCGUUUUGAAAUAUUUAAAAAUAUUAUUUAAUUAUUUUGUUUGACUUGCACAUUAUAUAUGUUUUAGACUUUUAGUGCUAGACUAUCAUGGCUCUUGAUUAACACUAACUCUCUUUUUUUCAAACAACCAGCUUUUAAAAAUGUAAAUAAACUAUAAGAAAUUAUCAGUAGGUAACAUAAAAGCUCAAAAAAGCAUAUUCGCUAAAGAUUGAGAUAGUACCAACCAACAUACUAGUUUUUGUACUAAUUCUCAAGGCGUAAGCUUUACUGACCAGCUUCCUCACUGAAUAGUUGUUGCAGCCAAGGGAAACAUGACGAGCCAGAGGGCUAUGAUCUCUUACCGUUUUCACUGCCACCAGAACGUCAAGAAAGUUAAGCAAAUCAAUCAAACACCAAAACCGUCACUCCACAAGGAUCCAAAACUUAACGAGAAGACCGUCACUCUACCAGAGGAACCAUAAACUCUUACAAAAUCUGGUCAAAUCCAUAUAGAAACCCGAGUAGACAAAUACACAGUGCCACACCAACAUAGUACUCUACUCGUCGGAUCUUCUUGUCAGCUACAAGAUCUGACUCAAUAAUGACCAAUAUAGAUCACAAUAACUACAAAAAGCACACAAAAAAUUACAAAAGGAUAACAGAAAAGAACAGAAGACAUGAGAAGAAUAAACAAGAAAAACAGUUGAUUUCCGGCAACCGGACAAAGCAGCCGCCAGAGAGAGAGAGAGAGAUUAGGGGUUUUCAAAAUAAUUAUAACUCUGUACCAAUCUUAUUUCUCUAUUAAAACUGGAGUACAAAACAUUACUUAGCUAAUUUAAGGUGAUUUCUUACAUCUUUUUUCAUUUUUUUAAAACCAAUUUUAACCACUUCAUUUAUCGUCUUUUCCAAAUAAUCCGACAUUAUUUAUUAUAAAAGUACAAAACAAAACUUACAUAUUUUAAGUGUUUUAUUACAUCUUUUACAUUUUUUUUUCACUCUUUUAAACAACUUCAUUAAUUGUAUUUACCAUAAUAUUUUAUGUGUUAACUAUUAAAAAUUUCACAUGUUUGAAUGAAAUUGUUCUAUUAGUGACAAAAAUUCAAACAAGUUAACAAAGAUUUUUUUUUUUGUUUACGUAAUCAGUCAGACAUGAGCAUUCAUGUACAUGUUCGUAUACAUAUCGGGUUUUCAGGUAUCGGACUUUUGGGAUUUUUAAAAUUAAACUUCAUUCGGGUAUUAUAAAUUUUCGGACGGGAUUCGAGUUCAAUUCUUCCGGAUCAGGGCAGAAACCUAAAAAUAUCUAAAUAAUAUAUAUAUAUAUAUAUGUUUAAAAAUUUCAUUAAAUAAUUUAUUAAAUUAAACUAAAAACCAAUUCUACACAAUGCACGGGUCAAGCUCUAGUUCGGGUUUAAAACUAAGAUAUGUGAACGACGCUAGACCUUUCUGGAAAUAUAUAGUGAGUGCUACUCAAUACUAUGAAGAGCUUUACAACUAUUUUACUACAGAACAGUAUUUGAUCGCUUGCGGAACCUUUUUAAUUUUGUUUCUUUCUCUGGAUAUUUAUCCAGCCCCCACCCACCCCCACCUCGCGUGGAAGCUAUAUGAUCCGGAAGAAUCAAGGAGAGAAAGUGAAAGUGUUCGAGGCCGGGUGAAAAUGUUGUCAAUGAUUGUGUCCAACUUGGACACUCGAUAAAGACCUCUCCUACUGGUUUGGUGAUGUUGUGGCUGUUUCAGCACAAGUAAGUAACAUCACCUCUUCUGCUUUAUCAUUAUUUAUGUUUUUGGUGAUGAUAUUUGAAACGUUUGAUGAUGUUGUUGUGGCUGUUUCAGCACCGAUAGAUAUGUCUUUGCAAUGUGACUCUUCUCUUUUCUCUAGUACACAAUUCAAAGUAACCAAAUAUAUAUUUGAGACUUAUGUCUUGUGACCUUAUCCGCUAUAUGAAACAGAGGACUUCCUAGCCAAAGCUUGUCUGGUACAUUGUCUCCUAGACUCGGAGACCUCAAUUAUCUACAAUCU
Brassica rapa (field mustard) is the source of this 3148-nucleotide messenger RNA. RefSeq lists its product as uncharacterized. The record is from RefSeq and is a predicted model, not a curated record. NCBI's taxonomy places the organism in Eukaryota, Viridiplantae, Streptophyta, Magnoliopsida, Brassicales, Brassicaceae.